AUGAUCCAAAACCUUGAUGAAAAAUACAAUAUCGAUAAAAUUGCAUCUAUAAUUGGGAUAAAUUCAAAUGAUAUUGUUCCUCAUGUGCAAACAUUAAAAUAUAACUCUGAUGAUUCUAUUAAAUUAAUUGAACUAGAUGCAAAUUUAAUGAGGGCAAUUCAAGAUGGUCAAAAUUUAGUAAUAAGAGGAGAGUAUGAAGAUAGUUUAAUUUUAUGUACAGAUAAUAAAACUUUUGAACUUAAAGAAGCUGAAACAACAAAUUCACUACUAAUAAUUUCAAAUGGUUUAGCCAAUGAAGAAUUGUUGACCAAUCCUCCACUUGAAAAUAAUUUGAAAAUUGAACAUCUAACUCACAACUAUAUAGAGCCUUGCUUGAUUAAGCCAAACUUUUUAAAAUUAAAAGAAUCCCUCGAGCCAACAGCUUAUAGAGGUCCCACUUAUGAAAUUGAAUUAAUUGAUUUUUUUAAAUAUUCAAUGAAAGAUUUAAAAAACUUUAUACAAGCAAGUGAUCAAGAAAUACUUAAAGCACUAUAUGAAUUAAAUGCAACAAUAAUCAAUGGUUUUUACAGAAUCAUAGAAAACACUUAUUUUAAUCAAAUAGUGAAUCAUAUAUUGUCAUUAAUUGAAGAAAAUUCAUGGUCAUAUAAGAAUGUAUAUUUAAAUGAAACAUUAUAUACAUUAGAAGAGUUAUUUCCAAGGGAAGUUGUAGAAUUUGUUUUUAAAUCUAUGAUGAAAAAACUUUUAACCACUAAUCCCAGUAACAUAAUUAAUAGUAAUGAUGAUGUCUAUGAAUUAGAUGAAAUAAAGAUUUGCAGGUUUUUUGCUGAAGAUAUAUUGAAAAAUACCAUUAAAUUUGACUUCAAAGAUUUUUUAAAUAUUUGGAAAUUAAGCGUCCCCAAAGGUAUUAAGACUCACAUGACUUAUUUAGAAGGUUUAGCCAUUGUCUUGAUCGAAAAUAACAAAAAGAUUAUAAAAUUUUUACCGGAAGCAUCUUUGCCUCAAAAUACGAAAGAAAGACUGAAUUCAUUGUUUAAAAUCAAAGAAAAAUGGAGCUUAACAGAGUUAAAAAUGUAUUUUAAAGGAUUUUUGGAAAAUAUCUCAGACAACGAGAAUCCUAGUAAAAGCGAUGAUAAUUCUAUUUUAGGGACUCUUUUAAAUAAAUUUGCCCGUAAAAUUAUUAUGCCGAACACUGGAGAUGAUUCAAAUGAUAAAGUGUAUUAUUGUUCGAAAUAUUAA
This is a messenger RNA of Gordionus sp. m RMFG-2023, 1236 nucleotides long. RefSeq names its product sister chromatid cohesion protein DCC1-like. The record is from RefSeq and is a predicted model, not a curated record. NCBI's taxonomy places the organism in Eukaryota, Metazoa, Nematomorpha, Gordioida, Chordodea, Parachordodidae. The transcript is spliced from 8 exons. Gene Ontology annotation, biological process: maintenance of mitotic sister chromatid cohesion; mitotic sister chromatid cohesion. Gene Ontology annotation, cellular component: Ctf18 RFC-like complex; chromosome, centromeric region; chromatin. Bases 1 to 1236 code for a protein of 411 amino acids.